Pezoporus occidentalis (night parrot) is the source of this 761-nucleotide messenger RNA. RefSeq names its product mitochondrial ribosomal protein L36 (gene MRPL36). Gene Ontology annotation, cellular component: mitochondrial large ribosomal subunit; ribosome. The transcript has a single exon. The record is from RefSeq and is a predicted model, not a curated record. Gene Ontology annotation, molecular function: structural constituent of ribosome. The coding region runs from base 48 to 371 and encodes 107 amino acids. Gene Ontology annotation, biological process: translation. Lineage: Eukaryota; Metazoa; Chordata; Aves; Psittaciformes; Psittacidae.
GGUGUGGUGUGUGUCCUCACAGUGCUCUAUCCCGCAGGGUGCAGAGCAUGCUGGCUCUUCUGGCCAGGGCGCUCGCUGGGCCGCUCGGCUCGCUGGGCCGCUCGCCCUUCAGUUCCUUGGCUCCGUGGUGGCGGGCGGUGCUACUGCCCGCCCCGGUGAGUCGGGCCCUGCAUCCGUGGUGCGGGACAGCCGUCCGCCGCCCCCUGCUGGCCCUGCCCCCGCCGGCCGGGCUGCUGCCGCCGCUCGUCGCGGGGCUGAAGAGCAAAGUGUCGCUGAAGAGGCGCUGCAAGGACUGCUUCAUGGUCCGGCGGCGGGGCCGGCUCUACGUGCUCUGCAAAACCAACCCCCGGCACAAGCAGCGGCAGCUGUAGCCCUGCGGCCGGAACGCAGCCGCGGGACGCCGGAGGGCAGAGAGUGAACGCAAUGUUAGCCUCGAGUCCGGCUUUCCAUAUCCCUGCCGCUGGCACCUCGCCCUCUGCCCAGCGACAUCUGGAACCUGGCUGCUGGAGACACAGAUCGCCAAAUGAUGAAGGUGGCAGCCUUUCUUCUUAACGCUAAAGUAGGGCGGGUUGAGUUCUUAAGGGCCCUUGCCGUAACUUCUGAUCAUGGACGCUGAGAACUGAAACGGAAAGCCACAAUUUUUAGGAUCUCUUGUUAUCUUAGCCGUGAAAAUCACGUCUCUGUUAAUUUAGUAUGGGUAAAGCUGAAUCAUCAGACUCUCGAGAUGCAUAUGUAUUUAAUUAAAGCAUAAUGAAAAUAAA